Siniperca chuatsi (mandarin fish) is the source of this 1834-nucleotide messenger RNA. RefSeq names its product MID1 interacting protein 1a (gene mid1ip1a). Gene Ontology annotation, biological process: regulation of lipid biosynthetic process. The transcript is spliced from 2 exons. Gene Ontology annotation, cellular component: cytosol. The coding region runs from base 502 to 1011 and encodes 169 amino acids. The record is from RefSeq and is a predicted model, not a curated record. Lineage: Eukaryota; Metazoa; Chordata; Actinopteri; Centrarchiformes; Sinipercidae.
CUCGGUCAGGCCUCACCCUGCUUCUGCCUGGCUCAUCGGAACAGAAUGUGGGAUGUGGCGAUAUGAUGUCAGCCAGUGUUUUACCGGAAGACAAACCAUAGUAGGCUACAGAAACACAGGACAGCACAUUGCACGGUGAGGUUAUUUGGGUCCGGUUACAACUGCAGCGGAAGAACUAGACAAACCGGUUGUGGGACCGCCUUUAAAGCACGAAACCAUCUCUGCAUCUGGAUAUAAAUGCGCACCCGUGCUCCCACACACUAGAAACUACGAGAAGGGCUAAAGCACUCAUCAAGGGGGAAACUCAGCCACCAGCACAGCUCGCCUGAUUUACAGGACAGCCACUCCCCGUUGCAGCAUCACAGACAAGCAGACGCUUCUUUAAGCCCAAGCCGAUCAACCCGGAAUUAAAGCAGGGCACUCACAGAAGAGAAAAAACAAGACAAGAAACCUGGAUCUUCGCUUUCAUUUCUGUUCCAGAAGAAAGCAACUCUCGCCAAGAUGAUGAUGAUGCAGCUCACAGAAACCCCCAACCAGAAAAACUCCCUCUUCAACGCCAUGAACCGCUUCAUCGGCGCCGUCAACAACAUGGACCAGACCGUCAUGGUGCCCAGCCUGCUGCGGGACGUCCCGCUGGAGGAGGACAGGGAGAUGAGCUCCCUGAAAUCGGACGAGGACGAGGGGGACAUGUACAGCUACUACCAGCUGCUCAAGUCCAUCCGCAUGGACAUCGAGUGGGGGGUCAGGUGCGCUGCGGCCGAUGAGAGGCGCAAGGAGAGGAUGAAGUUCACCCGCAUGAACUCGUCCGCGUCCACCUCUUCCUCCGCAUCAUCAUUGUCAUCAUCAUCUUCAUCAUCCGAAGAGGACGACGAAGAGGACGAGGAUCUGGAGAAGCAGUUCCAGUACCACCUGACCGGCCUGCAAGGGGUGCUGUCCAAGCUCACACUUCAGGCUAACUCUCUCACCAAGCGCUACAAAAAGGAGAUUGGUAUCGGAGGAUGGGGCCAGUAAGCUCGCUGAAACUGAAAGCCCAGAUUUUUUUUUAUUUAACUGGCUGAACUGACUUCUCUCAAUGGGCCUUUUUUUGCUGCUGCUGUUGCUACUGAUGAAAUGUAUGGACACACAUUUGAAUGGUAGAGAAAAAAAGGCAGCUUAUUUCUCUCAAUACACCUACAUGGUGUUGGUCUACUCUGUGGUAUUAACUGUAGAUGUGUUGAUCCUGAAUAUAGCAUUUGUGUACUUCACACCAAACUCCUAUGUUCGGUACUCCAUAGUGCUGUACACGUCAUGCAUUCAGCUCCUGUGAUACACAAAUGACACAUAUUUAAACCUUUAUUUAAUGUAUAAUUUAUUACCUCAUUCUGUAUGUUUGAGAGCCAAAUGUUAUUUCAAAGUUGGAGAAGAAGUGGACGGUAUGAACUACAGGACCUGUCGUUUGAACCGCCCCUCUUGAGGGGUAUACUGACAAAAGAUUUAGCUUCCUCUCUGUGAUGCUGAUGAUGUCAGUGUGUUCAGAUGUAUCUGUCUGUGUGUGACCACUGCUCCUCCAAAUCUGAUGUGUAUGUAUCUUUAAAUUGUGCUUGAAUGGAAGGAGGCAGAUGCCUGUGAUCUCCUAAUGUCCUACAUGGUCAAUGAACCAGAAUCAAUUGAUAGCAUCUGCAUAGAGAAUAAUGAGGGCUUCCAUGGGAUGCUUUGUUGUUAUUGUCAUUUAUUUGCUAUUAUGGUAUUAUUGGAGAUGUCCAUCUGUCGAAAUAAGCAAAUGCCUUUGUAUGCACCUUCUGCGCCAUUUUUGUACUGAUAUUUGUUUCUAAAAUAAAACUUUUAUACAAAUGUA